Molecule: messenger RNA, 797 nt
Organism: Camelina sativa (false flax)
Lineage: Eukaryota; Viridiplantae; Streptophyta; Magnoliopsida; Brassicales; Brassicaceae
Source: RefSeq, a predicted model, not a curated record
AACAAUAUAUUUCCCUAAUUCCAAAUUCUUCUCAACUUCCUCAUAGAAAAAAAAACCAAAACCAAAAAAUAUAUAAUCUCUUCAUGCUUAGCCUAUCAUGAGCAACAUCCCCAGAUCUCUCACCGACUCAGAUCUUUCUCUAUUUCUUCUUAUAAUCUCUUCUGCUGUUGAUCCUUGGCCUUUUUCUAUCACCGUCUUCUAGCAUCAACACCUUCUUCUUUACCUCCUCGUCGAUCUUUUUACUCAUUCGUUGUGUUUUCUUGUUUGGUUUCGUGCAAAAGGUUCCUUCUUUUUGAUGGGUUUUGAAGAAUCUAAUCAAAAACAGAGUCCAAAACAGAGUCCGAAGCAGAUGGUGUUCAACUUUCACUUUCAUGUCCCUCAUCUCCACAUACUCCACCAUCACCACCAUAACCAUCAUGAUGUUCCUAAAGGCUGUGUUGCGAUCUUGGUUGGACACGAAGACGAUGAGGAAGGUCUACACAGAUUCGUUGUUCCUUUGGUGUUCUUGAGUCAUCCUCUGUUCUUGGACCUCUUGAAAGAAGCUGAAAAGGAGUAUGGGUUCAAGCACGCUGGUCCUAUUACGAUCCCUUGCCGUGUUGAUGAGUUUAAGCAUGUUCAAGAAAUCAUCGACGAGGAGACUCAUCGCCGUCGUCAUAGUCAUGGUGGUCACGGCCACAACCAUACCCACCACAACAACCAUCUCCGAUGUUUCUGAAGUCUAAUUCGAUUUCGUUGGUUUGGUUUUGGGUUUGACAUGUAAUUGGUUUUGGGUAUGAUUGGUUUGGUUUGGUUUGACA